AUGGAUAACAAUAAAAUUGAGGCAGAAAAUUGUAGCAAGCUAGCGUAUGAUGCUCUUCGCAGCAAAAGUUUUAACAAGGCACUUAAAUUGGCUCAACGGGCAGUCAGUUUGUGUCCCUGUGAGGAAUACAGUAAGCUAGUCACUCAGAUAAAGUGUAAACAAGUUGAAAAUGAGUCGCAUAGUAAAUUGAUAAAGGACAUUCUAAGUACAGAGGAUUAUUACGAGAUUCUAAAUGUAACAAAAUCUUCCUCUGAAGAAGAGAUUAAAAAGGCUUACAAAAAGCUUGCCCUAGUACUACACCCGGAUAAGAAUUCAUUGCCAGGUGCAGAGGAAGCAUUUAAGAAGAUAUCAAUCGCUUGUCAGUGCUUAACUGAUGCUGACAAGCGAAGGAUAUACGAUCAGACAGGGAGUCGAAAUCCGCGAGGGUUCGACCCAACGAUUGUCACACCUGAACAAUUAUUUGAGGCCUUCUUUGGUAUUGAUAUCAAUCGGGCGCACGUCAGGACAUCGCAUAUGCACUCAAAUCGUCACACACCCAGCAACAAUAUAUCACAAAUUGCACCUAUAUUGUUAAUCUCUUCAAUUAUUAUCUUUUCCAACCUCCUCUCUCAGCCAUCGAAACCCUAUAGCACCGAACCCACCAGCAAGUACUACAAUGCAAUCAAAACCCAAGUUAGUGGCGUAUAUUACUAUGUCGAUCCACACUCCUUUGAUAUGGAUUAUCCGCCUAAUUCACCGCAACGUAUCAAGUUGGAAUAUGAGGUGGACUUUGGGUACCUGGAGAACAAGUGUUACGUGCAGAACCAACAGAGGCAAAGGGCACUGGCUAAAUAUGCAUUCUCUAAUCCUCCAAAACAUUUAUUAGAGUUGCCAGAAAGUUGCCAAUCACUAAGGUCUCUUAAGGAUAAAUACAAGAAGCUGCAAAUGAAAAGUUUCCAACAAGUAUAG
This is a messenger RNA of Babesia microti strain RI, 948 nucleotides long. RefSeq names its product DnaJ homolog subfamily B member 12. Gene Ontology annotation, cellular component: endoplasmic reticulum membrane. The transcript has 6 exons. The coding region runs from base 1 to 948 and encodes 315 amino acids. Gene Ontology annotation, biological process: cellular response to misfolded protein. Gene Ontology annotation, molecular function: Hsp70 protein binding. The record is from RefSeq and is a predicted model, not a curated record. NCBI's taxonomy places the organism in Eukaryota, Apicomplexa, Aconoidasida, Piroplasmida, Babesiidae.